UCAGAUUGUUUGGCUGUUCCCUGCUGUGGAUGAGCUGAGAAUGGGGUGAAGAGAGCAUCAAACAGAGCUUUUGGUUGGAUAUGAGAAGAUAAUCUGCAUGGAUGGGUUUCACCAGCACUUCUUGAUUCAGAUUGCAGAAGUCUGCUGCCCGCCGUGAUGGAGCAUCUUCAAGGGUCCUGGAAAAACAUCAGUCAUGGGUUUGGAUGCAAAGACUCUGUGUUUGAAGAUUCCUGCAUGUCUCCCACCAUUCUCAAGAACUUCCCGUACCGGAGAUUAUCCGACGGCAGAAUCCCAGACCCGAAAACUAGCAGCACGAUCCGCGUCUACCUGCCCAACAAGCAGCGGACUGUGGUGAAUGUGCGAGCGGGUAUGACGCUGCGCAACUGCCUCAUCAAAGCCCUGAAGGUCCGAGGGCUUCAGCCAGAAUGCUGCGCGGUUUUCAAGCUCCAUCGAGAACAUUCAUUUAAGAAGUUGCAUAUGGAUUGGAGCACUGACUCUAGCUCGCUGGUCGGAGAGGAGCUGCUGGUGGAAGUCUUAGAUCACGUACCCCUGACUACGCACAAUUUUGUACAGAAAACGUUCUUGAAGUUGGCCUUUUGUGACAUCUGUCAGAAGUUUCUUUUGCACGGCUUCAGAUGUCAGACGUGCGGCUACAAGUUUCACGAGCACUGCAGCACCAAAGUGCCCACGAUGUGUGUGGACUGGAGCAACAUCCGCCAGCUCCUGCUGUUCCCCACUCCUGGAGAGAACGGGACUCCGUCGCUGCCUCCUCGCUCAUCCCGGCGCAUGCACAACUCUAAAUUCUCCUUCAGUCCCUAUCACAGAUACUCCACGCCAAACGCUUUAAGCUACAUCAGCCCCAUGCCGUGCGCUGGCGUGUCUCUCAGUCGUAAAGUGCUGUCCACCUCCACUCCUAACGUGCACAUGGUGAGCACGCUCCACGAGACUGCUGCGUUUCAGGAAGCCUUGGGGCGAGACGAGUCAGGGAGCCCGACGGACUGCUCCAGAACCCCGGCUCCGGCGCACAGGGAGAAAGCACCUUCGAACAACACUCAGGAGAAACGCCUCCGUCCCAGAGAGAAGAGAGAUUCCAGCUAUUACUGGGAGAUCGAGGCCACGGAGGUGCUUCUGCUCUCCAGGAUCGGCUCUGGGUCUUUUGGCACGGUUUACAAAGGGAAGUGGCACGGCGAUGUUGCUGUGAAGAUUUUAAAGGUCACCAAUCCCACACCAGAGCAGCUACAGGCCUUUCGCAAUGAAGUGGCUGUUCUCAGGAAGACCAGGCACGUCAAUAUCGUUCUGUUUAUGGGAUACAUGACCAGGGCAAACUUGGCCAUUGUGACGCAGUGGUGUGAAGGAAGCAGCCUCUACAAACAUCUGCAUGUGCAGGAGACCAGCUUCCAGAUGCUCCAGCUGAUGGACAUCGCCAGACAGACGGCGCAGGGCAUGGAUUACCUACAUGCAAAGAACAUCAUCCAUCGAGACAUGAAGUCAAACAGUAUCUUUGACGUGUUUCUGCACUGCACUGGUGAAGAGGUGAAGCAUCGCUGCCACAGAAGCUCAGAUAUCGUCCUGCAUGAAGGGUUGACGGUGAAGAUCGGUGAUUUUGGUCUGGCCACAGUGAAAGCGCGGUGGAGCGGCUCUCAUCGAGUGGAGCAGCCAUCCGGCUCUGUUCUGUGGAUGGCUCCUGAGGUCAUCCGGAUGCAGGACAGUAAUCCGCACAGUUUUCAGUCGGAUGUGUACUCGUACGGGAUCGUCCUGUACGAGCUGAUGACGGGAGAACUGCCUUACUCUGGGAUUGGAAAUAGAGAUCAGAUCAUCUUCAUGGUGGGGAGAGGCUAUCUGACCCCUGACCUCAGUAAACUCUACAAGAGCUGUCCCAAAGCCAUGAAGAGACUGGUGGCCGACUGCAUGCAGAAGUCCAGAGACGACCGGCCGCUGUUUCCACAGGUCCUGUCCUCGAUCGAGCUGCUCCAGCACUCGCUGCCUAAGAUCAACCGCAGCGCGUCCGAGCCGUCGCUCCACAGAGCCUCGCACACCGAGGACAUCAGCGUCUGCACACUGCCGCUCUCCGCUCUCUUCAAGUGAAGCGUUGUGCUUCUCUGUGUGUGAUCCAAGCUUUCUCAUCCUCCUCACAAUCAUGUGCCUGCAAGCAGAGGCUCCGGUGAAUAUUCCCUAAGUGCCACUGACAGCCACGGAGUCGCUCGAAACGCCUCCUAGCUCUUCACCGGCGUGUGGCUAGCUGUCUCUUUGACUGUGAGUGUGUUACAGGAAUCCAGGAAAGAAGAGCGGGUAUUCACUUUAAUAUGAGACUUAUUAGGGAUUCUUAUUUUUUCCGGCUUUUAGUGCUUGUCAUGGAAGAGUAACUUGUAAACUUGACAGAUUGUAUAUUCAUUGUAUUUUAAUAAAAUUAAGUUAAAUACACCACACAAGCUCGGUUUUUAAGAUAAUUUGUGCUUGACGUUUUAACUUUAAAGCAGCAGCAAUAUUAUACAAGAUGACCGCGUUUAAUGAUUAGUGAGUGCAUGUUCACUAAAUUGUCAUUUUUGGGUGAACUAUCUCUCUCAGAUCAUCUGAGAUUAGGUUGAGUUUGUUUCUUCAUCAGGUUUGUAGAAAUGUAGGACUGCAU
Sinocyclocheilus anshuiensis is the source of this 2626-nucleotide messenger RNA. Its product is annotated as RAF proto-oncogene serine/threonine-protein kinase-like. Lineage: Eukaryota; Metazoa; Chordata; Actinopteri; Cypriniformes; Cyprinidae. The coding region runs from base 157 to 2085 and encodes 642 amino acids. The record is from RefSeq and is a predicted model, not a curated record. Gene Ontology annotation, biological process: protein phosphorylation; MAPK cascade. The transcript has 18 exons. Gene Ontology annotation, molecular function: ATP binding; MAP kinase kinase kinase activity. Gene Ontology annotation, cellular component: cytosol; mitochondrion.